AUGAAUUGGAUGAAUUUUGUUAUAUUGACGACCACUGUCGAACAGGUGAUCAAUCAGUAUCUCAAUUAUAGACAGUUACAAAAACUAAAGAUUAAGACGAUACCAUCAACUCUUGAAGCAUACAACAUCACCACUCCUGAACAAUUUGCAAAGUCACAACAAUAUGGAUAUGAUAAAUUUUCUGCUACCAAUUUCUUGAGCAAUUUUGGAUAUUCAAAUGAAAUCUUAAUAUCAAUUGUAUUCCUUACUGAAUAUAUAUUGUUCUCAACACUUCUCGAGAUACCAUUUUCUUUGUAUUACUCAUUCGUAUUGGAAGAAAAGCAUGGUUUCAACAAGAUUAGUUUAAAGCUAUUCAUUAAAGAUAAGAUUAUAGGUGUACUUUUGAUUGUUGUAAUUGGAGGUCCAUUGGUAUCUGCUUUGAUCUACAUCGUAAAAUGGACAGGACCUUUGUUUUGGUUCUACUCUUGGUUGCUGAUAGCAGCAUUCUCAUUUGUAAUGAUCACAAUCUACCCAGUACUCAUUGCACCACUCUUUAACAAAUAUUCACCGGUCGAAGGUGAACUUCGUGAUUCAAUCUACGAGUUGGCGAAAAAAGUAGAUUUCCCAGCAACUCAACUCUACGUUGUAGAUAACUCAAAGAGAAGUUCUCAUAUGAAUGCUUAUUUCUAUGGAUUCUUUAAGAACAAGAGAAUCGUACUUUACGAUACACUCAUCAAAGAACUCAGUCAAGAAGAGAUUCUUGCUGUAUUGUGUCAUGAGUUUGGACAUUACAAGAUGAAUCAUACCCUUCGUCUCAUCGUUAUUCAACAAAUCUAUCUCAUUGUAUUCUUUUACAUCUUUGGUUUGUUUGUUAACGAUAUUCAACUUUUUAAUGAUUUCGGUUUCCAAAAUACAUAUACAUUCGUUGGAUUAUUGUUAUUCUCGCAAAUCUAUUCACCAUUGGACCAGAUCUUUUCGUUUAUUUCAAAUGUCUUUUCUAGAGCAUAUGAAUAUCAAGCCGAUGACUAUGCACUUGGAAUGGGAUACGAUUUAACUGAUGGUUUGGUAAAGUUGAAUAUUAAAGAUAGCGCAUCCCUUAUCAUCGAUCCAUGGUACUCAACCUAUCAUCACACUCAUCCAACACUAUUAGAGAGAUUAAAGAAUAUAAAAUCAAAAUUAUCAACCUCAAAGAAGACUCAAUAA
This is a messenger RNA of Heterostelium album PN500, 1182 nucleotides long. RefSeq names its product M48 family metallopeptidase (gene zmpste24). Gene Ontology annotation, biological process: CAAX-box protein processing. Gene Ontology annotation, cellular component: endoplasmic reticulum membrane. The record is from RefSeq and is a predicted model, not a curated record. Bases 1 to 1182 code for a protein of 393 amino acids. The transcript is spliced from 6 exons. Gene Ontology annotation, molecular function: metalloendopeptidase activity. NCBI's taxonomy places the organism in Eukaryota, Evosea, Eumycetozoa, Acytosteliales, Acytosteliaceae.